AUGGAUGGGGACGAGCUGAUCGCAUCGGUCUUCCGCAAGAUCGAGCGGGAGAAGGCCCUCAUCACCGCUGCCAGUAACAUGCGGCAGUCGACCGACAAUCCCCUUGUGCAACAGAGAGUCGAUGCCAACAUUCGCGAUGGCCGCAAGAACAUCGCUUACCUGGAGGAGAAAAUGAGAGAAUUGCAGAUUCGUCAGAUGAACCAGGAAGGCGGCUCACCUGGCCAGCAUGGAGGCCCGGCGCCCCCGCCCAAAGACUCCGGAUACGCUGGCGAGCACGGUGAUGGUCGCUAUCCCCAGGGUGGCUCUGGCUCGAUGCCGUCCGGUGCCCCAUACGCCGAUCCCCGACCUUAUGCUCCGAUUCCGAAGGCGAGGCCCAACUACACAAAGCUAGAUCUGAUCAAGUAUGACACUCCGUAUCUCGGACCGAAGAUCCAACUCAUGCUGUCUCAAUUGGAGUUCAAGCUGAGUGUGGAAAUGCAAUAUAAAGCCGGUAUCGAAAAGAUGGUUCGCUUGUACCAGGAUGAGGGCGACCGAAAGAGUCGAGCUGAUGCCGAGGGUCGUCGCAUUGAGAGUAAUCAAAAGAUUCAGCUUCUAAAGCAGGCUCUGAAGCGAUAUGAGGAUCUUCAUGUUGAUAUCGAAUCCUCCGAUGCGCCAGACGAUGAGAGUCUGAGUAGCCCGAAUAUGCGCAAGCCGCUGACGGGUCUUCUGACAAUGCGCAUCCAUGCGGUCAAGGACGUGGAUCAUGCGGCUGGCUCGCGAUUUUCGCGAGGACCAGAGACGUACAUUGUCGUCAAGGUUGAAGACACUAUCAAAGCGAGAACCAAGGCCACCCGAAACGAUAAAUGGCUGGACGAAGGCUUUUCUAUGGAUAUCGACAAGGCAAACGAGAUCGAAUUAACUGUUUACGACAAGUCGGGAGAUCGCCCAGUCCCAAUCGGUAUGCUUUGGGUGCGCAUUUCUGACAUCGCAGAGGAGAUGCGUCGCAAGAAGAUUGAGACCGAGCUCAACGCAUCUGGCUGGGUAUCCGCAGAUAAGAUGGGCGAUAGCGGAUCCCCUCGAAAUGACCAUACUGGUUCUCCUAUGGGUUCUUCCCAUGGCCCUAGUUCCGGAGGACGCCCGGGAACCUCGGGACAUGGUGGACAUGGACAUCACGGUGGCGAGAACUCCAAUGCUCCCCCUACUGUGAUGAUCGAUUCAUGGUUUGCUCUGGAACCGGUUGGCCGAGUUCAGCUUCAAAUGAGCUUCGCCAAACAAUUGAAGGACCGCCGUCCCUUUGACAUUGGUCUUAACCGUCAAGGUGCCGUGCGCCAAAAGAAGGAGGAGGUUCACGAGAAGCAGGGCCACAAGUUCGUCACGCAGCAGUUCUACAACAUUAUGCGUUGUGCACUGUGUGGAGAGUUCCUCAAGUAUGCUGCCGGCAUGCAAUGUGCGGAUUGCAAGUACACCUGCCACCGCAAGUGUUACCCCAAGGUUGUCACCAAGUGUAUCAGCAAAGCCAACUACGAGACCGAUCCGGACGAGGAGAAAAUCAACCAUCGCAUUCCUCACCGAUUCGAAGGCUUUUCCAAUAUCUCUGCGAACUGGUGUUGCCACUGUGGCUAUCUGCUUCCCUUUGGACGCAAGAAUGCCAAGCGCUGCUCUGAAUGUGGUCUUACGUGCCACGCUCAGUGCACUCACCUUGUGCCCGAUUUCUGUGGAAUGACGAUGGAAGCCGCAAACCAAAUUCUCGAGACUCUGAUUCGCACCAAGCAUCACAACAAGUCUGCUUCUGUUAGUUCUGGCCUCAGCAACCGCACCCUUCGAGCAGGCGGUCCGCCGCAACCCGCUCAAGACAACGCUGCCCUCUCCUACCCCCAGAAGCCGAUGGAAGGACCCUACGGGGCCAUUCCUAGACAACCCUCCGCAGAAGCGGUAAGCGCUGCCACUAACUCCUUCAUGACCCCACAGUCACCAACAGCUGCUGCACAGGCUGCACAGCGCCAACAGAUGCCACCGAAAUCGCCCACUGGACCUGCCGCAGCCGCCGCCGCCGCCGCCGCAGCUACCGGACUACGCAGCCCCCAGCAAGCCCCAACCGAAAUGGCCCGUCCUAUGCCGCCACCCCAGGCACCUCCGCAGCCUCAACAUGCCCAUUAUGACCCAUCUGCUUAUGCCAAUUUCCCGCACCAGCCUCCACCCCAGGCCAUGCAAAAGGUGCAGCCUGCGGCUUACCCAAUGGCACCGCCUCCGCAGCCCAUACAGCAACAGAUGCCCCCGCAACAGCAAGUUGCACCUCCUGUCAAGGACGAUGCUGCAUCGCAGGCAAAGGCUCGCAUUGGAUUGGAUCACUUCAAUUUCCUUGCUGUUCUCGGAAAAGGUAAUUUCGGAAAGGUCAUGUUGGCUGAAACAAAGAGCUCCCGCAAGUUGUAUGCCAUCAAGGUGCUGAAGAAGGAAUUCAUUAUCGAGAACGAUGAAGUGGAGAGUACCAAGUCCGAGAAGCGUGUUUUCCUAAUCGCAAACAAGGAACGUCACCCAUUCCUUCUCAAUUUGCACGCUUGUUUCCAAACCGAAACUCGUGUCUAUUUCGUCAUGGAGUAUAUCAGUGGUGGUGAUCUCAUGCUACACAUUCAGCGCGGACAAUUCGGCCUCAAGAGAGCACAAUUCUAUGCCGCCGAGGUCUGCUUGGCACUCAAGUACUUCCACGAGAACGGUGUCAUCUAUCGUGACUUGAAGCUCGAUAACAUUCUGCUGACCCUGGAUGGUCACAUCAAAAUUGCUGAUUAUGGUCUUUGCAAGGAGAACAUGUGGUACGGUGGUACAACUAGCACAUUCUGCGGUACUCCUGAAUUCAUGGGCCCAGAAAUUUUGCUGGACAAGAAGUAUGGACGUGCUGUGGAUUGGUGGGCGUUCGGUGUUCUCAUCUACCAGAUGCUUUUGCAACAGUCUCCAUUCCGUGGUGAAGAUGAGGAUGAAAUCUACGAUGCUAUUCUUGCCGAUGAGCCCCUCUAUCCUAUUCACAUGCCUCGCGACUCCGUGUCGAUUCUCCAGAAGCUGUUGACUCGUGAGCCCGAGUUGCGUCUGGGCUCUGGUCCCACAGAUGCCCAAGAAGUUAUGUCUCAUGCCUUCUUCCGCAACAUCAACUGGGAUGACAUCUACCACAAGCGGGUCCCCCCGCCAUUCAUCCCCACAAUCAGCAGUCCCACCGAUACAAGCAACUUCGACCAGGAGUUCACCAGUGUGACUCCUGUUCUGACGCCUGUACAAUCUGUACUUUCGCAAGCCAUGCAGGAAGAAUUCCGAGGAUUCUCCUAUACAGCUGACUUUGCUUGA
Messenger RNA from Penicillium coprophilum, 3309 nucleotides. It is a transcript of the gene pkcA, whose product is annotated as protein kinase c. Gene Ontology annotation, molecular function: ATP binding; diacylglycerol-dependent serine/threonine kinase activity. Bases 1 to 3309 code for a protein of 1102 amino acids. The record is from RefSeq and is a predicted model, not a curated record. The transcript has 9 exons. NCBI's taxonomy places the organism in Eukaryota, Fungi, Ascomycota, Eurotiomycetes, Eurotiales, Aspergillaceae. Gene Ontology annotation, biological process: fungal-type cell wall biogenesis; protein phosphorylation; signal transduction.